UAUCGGAUUAUUUGUCCGAAAGAAAUCCAAUGAAAAAGAAAGAAAGGUAAUGAGAUGUACAGAAUGUGAUGUUUUCGUGUACCGAUUUGAGAUCUACCACAACUAAAGAACUGCACUAUUUGAUUUAACUGAUAAUUGGUACUUCAUAGAUGAAAGACAUGAAUUUGGAAUAGACAUAAUUUAAUGGUUAACAGUGGUUAUAGAAAAGUUACAGCAACAUGAAUUCAGCAUGAACAGAUAACACAGUGACAAAUUUCAUGGAUCCAGUCAUGGCAUUCAGUACCAUAUUUAAGAAGGCUACCAACUUGCUAGGUAUAGGGGGUAGUGAUUUAAAGCCUCCUCCUCUAGAUGGAGAGAUAAUCUACUGUAAGAAUAAUGUAUGUGUUCACCCACCAGCACCACUGACCAUGGACUCUGAACAUCACCCUGGUUACCUGAAUAUCAGAUCUCAGAUGGAUAAGUCAAGAGGACCAACGCUUAUUUUAACCUGGAUCCCUAAUUCAAGUUUGAAGAAAAAUCCAAGGAGUAUAGAAAAUAGUCCAAAUAAAACAGAUGAUACUAUAUUGAAGCCAAGCCCACGCAGACAACCACGACCUGAAUUUAGCAAGGUCACAACACCAUCACCAGUCAGUUCUCCCAGAGGAUCAUCAGUAUCUGUUAACAGUGAUGUCUAUGAGUAUUAUUUGGACAGGGGACCAGUAAGGUCAAAGAAAAAACACAGUCUAGAUAAUUCAAGUGUUAAUUCUGAAGUUUCUGUUGGAUCGCGUGAUGAAUUUGCCAGUGGAGAAAGCUGGUCCCAAUUUGAUGAAAGUGGGAGGAAGUUAAGUUUGAGUAGUAAAUCACAAACCGAUUCAGGACUAGGACCUGAUCACGAAGAAAUUGUUCAAAAUAAUGAAAAAAAUUUCAAAGGUGAAUAUUUUAGAAUGAAUAAAAUUGGUGUAAAUGUAAACAAUUUACAAACCAGCAAGGGAAACAACUGUAGUUCUGUUAAAAAAACAGAAGCAGAGGAGUUGUCUUCUCCUGAUACAAGUGAUAGCUUGACAGCUGAGGAGCAGUUGGCAGCCAUGUUGAAUAGAAACAAACUUCGUGCAAAAGUGAAAGAAAACAAGAUUCGACAUAAAUCAGUCAGUAUUGAGAUGGAAGGAGACAAUAUUGUGAUCGUGACGGAAGAAUUAGAAAAAGAUCCAAUAGUCGAUCAUGACAAAUAUAGUGAAGAACAUAAUAUCAACAAAAAUGAGAGUAAGUUUGAAACAAAUAGUAGUUCUAGUAUGUCACAAUCAACAGAUGGGGAAGGUAUUAGUCUCAGUUCGGAUUCCACUCAUCCAAGCCCGUCAGGUGCUCAUUACAAUCAAAUGUUAAACGAACUUAAAGAAAAUGUUCAUAAAAAUGUGACAGAAAACGGUCAUUGUGAUCAUAUGACUGACUCUAGUGACUUAAAAUCAAAUGAUACAAAUUAUAUCAAUGAAAAAAUACCUCAUGAAAGAUCAAAAGUUCCAACAGACUUAAAUUAUAGAAGGAAAAGUGAUGAAGAUGCAAUAGAAACUUCUGGAACUACUCCUGAUAUUUCCGUGACAAGAUAUAGGACAACGUCAGAAUCAACAUCAUCAACAACUACUUCAGGACCAGAUUCAAAACCACCAAGUUUAAGUUCAUCACCUGAGAACUAUCCAUCAUUAGAUCCCAACUUCAUUGAAUCUCCGUCAAGUUGUGAUUCUUCACUAUACUCACAUAAUUUAUCAUUCCCGAAUAAUUCAGUUACAUACUCUCGGAGCAAGGGUCUACGUAAAAAUGGCAAGGAUCAAGUGUGUGGUGUCUUUUCUGUAGAUCUAGGUCAGAUGAGAUCAUUACGGCUGUUUUACAGUGAUACAGAAUGUACUAAAGGACAAGUAGUGAUAGCUAGUCGAGAGAGUCAGUAUAAAAUAUUACAUUUCCAUACCGGGGGACUAGAUAAACUGGCAGAAAUAUUCAAAGAUUGGAAUCUGUUUGCUCAGGAUCAAAGUAAAGAAUCGCGGCCCUACAAGCAGUUUCUAAUAGUACGACCCCAGCUAACUGAUGACCAAUGCCACCCAGAGGAAGGGGUAUAUAGUAUGGUGGAUGAUGAGAUGUGGAAGAGACAUAUGAUUGUAGACGGACAAAUAGAGGAAGAUAAUCAAUUAAGAAAGCACAUAUUUUUUGGAGGUUUAGAACCUGGUCUACGACAUGAAGCUUGGCCUUUCCUUCUCCAUUACUAUCCCUACGACUCAACGUUUGAUGAAAGAGAGCACAUUAGAAAUGACAGAUACAUAGAAUACCAAAAUAUUAGAAAACAAAGAGAAUCAAUGAAUGAUGAAGAACAAGAACAAUUUUGGAGAAGAAUUCAGUCAACCGUAGAGAAGGAUGUAAUCCGUACAGACAGGAGUCAUAGUUAUUUUAAAGGGGAAGACAACCCAAACAUAGAAGUUUUACAAAAUAUUUUAUUGAACUAUGCAGUUGCAAAUCCACAACUUGGCUACACACAAGGAAUGUCUGACCUUUUGGCACCAGUCUUGGCAGAGAUCCAGAAUGAGGCUGAUGCAUACUGGUGCUUUACGGGUCUGAUGCAGAGGACGUUAUUUGUCAGUUCACCAAAAGACAAUGACAUGGAUAAACAAUUGAACUACCUGAAAGAAUUGUUACGGUUGAUGCAAUCUGAUUUUUAUUACCACUUAAACCGACUUGGUGAAGAUGCUAUGGAACUUCUGUUUUGUCACAGGUGGAUUUUAUUAUGUUUCAAAAGAGAAUUUCCUGAAGUGGAUGCCUUGAGAAUUUGGGAGGCCUGUUGGUCACAUUAUCAGACUGAUUACUUCCAUUUGUUUAUCUGUGUUGCCAUAGUGAGUAUCUAUGGUGAUGAUGUCAUUGACCAAGGACUUCCUUCUGACGAGAUACUUCUACAUUUCAGCAGUCUAGCCAUGCACAUGAAUGGGGAUCUUGUGCUCAGAAAGGCAAGAGGAUUGCUACAUGACUUUCGUCAGAUACCAAAGAUACCAUGUACCCUACAUGGACUUUGUUCUCUAUGUGGACCAGGAAUGUGGGACAGUGGCCAUGUACCUAUUGUGGAAUGUGCUGGUAAUCAUGUCGAUGGUGUUUGCCCUUACCAUAGCAACCCAACGUCACCUACUCAUGUUUUACACAGUAUGGCAGGACAGUGAUUGCUGACAAAAAAGCUAAUUAAUCCGCUGCCAAUCCUAAAAUUACUGGAACUUGACUCAUUCUAACAUGAAAUUAAGUUUUUUGUUCAUCACUUCAAUGUUUUUAAAUUAUGUUGCAAUAUUUGUUUUAUUUUAGGGUAUUUUUAGUGCAAUAUUAUUUUUAAUGCCUUGCCUUAUUAGUAUAUUUCUAUUAGCACACCAUUUUGCAUGAGGUCAGACUGAAAGAAGAGAUAUAUUUGAUAAGGUCAAACUUUUACAAGUUGUUUUGAUAUUAUGUUGUGAGUUAAUUAAUUCACGGUAUACAUAGCACAUGUUAUGUUGCAAAAAGUUGGUGACUAUUUUGUUCUUGUCCUGAAUUUGCAUUUUAAAGAAUAAUUAGGUUAAAACAAUGAGGUAGAUAUAGUUUUAAAAUCAUUAUUAGUGGUUUUCUGACAUUCAAUAUUAGUGAAUUGUCUGCUUCUGUAUUUAGUGAAUUGCCUCCCUUCAUUUUUAGUGAAUUUCAUUUUAAGUAAAUUGUCUCCCUUCAUUUAUUGUGAAUUUCAUUUUAAGUCAAUUGUCUCCCUUCAUUUUUUGUAGUCUAGACAGAAUUUGAUUAAGUGUUCAUUUUUGAAUAUCAUUUUCAUAUAAAAAAAAUGUUAUUAGUGUUUCACCUGUUAGACAAACAUUGUACAGAAAUAUUUGUAUAAAAAAAAUGCACAACUUGGUGCUAGAAUUCAUUAUAAAAUACAUCUUUAUGAUAUACAUGUUCAUGUCAUAGUGUUGUUGUUACACAUAUUUAACUCAUUGAUCAUCACCUAUCAAGAAUUCUAGUUAAAUGCUUUCAAGGAUAUAAUGUAAAUCCUUAACACUUAUUAUUUGUAUGUAUGUUGCCUUCUACAAUGAUAUAAAUGAGUAUAUUGAUAUUAAAGUUUGUGCAUUUUGGGGAGGGGGAAUUAUUUAUAAAUGUGAUAUUAUGUUUAAAAUUGUAAUUCUCCAGUGUUAACAUCAUGGGGAUCUACUGUAAAUUGUUUAAAAGGGGUACAUUCCUGCCAACUUUUCAAAAAGCCAAUGGGGGGUUUUACUUGCAAGAUGGCUCAUAUAAUCCUACAAAACCUUCAAGGGGGCCUUCAAUUAUAUUUUAAUGUUGUUUUUUUGGCUUCUUCAUACUUUUACAACCCCAUAGCCAUUGUAAAAUUAAUUGCUUUGUUUAAAAUUGUGGACCAAAUAGCUCUAUCAAAAUUUCCAUUUGGGAGCCUCCAUGGGGGAAAUCCCCCGCAAAUAGUGACAGUUGGCAGGUAUGGGGGUAUAAUAGGCAAAAUAUAUGUUAUUCACUAUCUAGAAUUGAAAAUUUUGUUUAAUUACCACAAUAAAAUAAAACACCUUUAGAGAUAAUUUCUUAAUGAUUGUAGAUUCAAACUUUAGUUGAGUUGCUUGUUAUGUUUGUUUAAAAAUUUGCUCAAGUUUUGUUAUUAAGAAUGACAUCUACACACUAUGUAAGAAAUCUUAGUUAAACCUGUAUAGUUAAAUUUGAUUAUUGAUAAUGUCCAAUUAUAUCCAAAUAUAAUGUAUACAGGUUUGACUCCUCAUAUUUAUAUUGCAUGCAUAUGGCAAUCUUAAUAACAAUGUGUAAUGCAAUAUUGUUAUACAAACAAAGCAAACAAGCCAACUAUAGAGGGUAGGAAGGAACUUUCAAAAUAUCCCUACAAUCAAGAACCAUUUUUUUGCAUAAUAGUAAUAGAAUUAUACAGAAAAAAGACCAAUGACCACAUUUUUUUAGAUUAUUUUGCAAAAUGGUAAUUAUGUGAGAAUCAUACAGAAAAAAGACCAAUGACCACAUUCAAUAAUUAAACUUCCCUUCCUUCCACAUGCAUUUUAAUGGAAUAGCCCUUACCAUAAAUGUUGUGUUUUUCAGUGUAAUUUUGCCAGGCUGGUGUAUACCCUGUUAAUAACAAGAAUCUCUCGUUUAAUAUUUUACUUAUUCCUUAUUCCUGUGAUAAUAUAAAGAGUAAUAUAAGAUAUUUACUUUAAAGUAUAUUUAUUUAUGUUGUACUAUUUUACUUACUUUUUUUUAAGGCAUUCCAUGUACUUGUUGCUUAUUUGCAGAUUAAUCGAAUGAUUUUUACUUAUUUGAUAACUCAAGAAUAAAUUUGAUAGUUAUUAAUUGAGUUUGUUUAUAUAUUAUUAUCUAAAAUUUGUCUAAAAUACAAAUUAAAUACUGACCUUUUAUUACUGGUUCAUGUGUUUUAAUAAAUAUGGAACUUUUGUAAUUCUUAUAAAUAUUUUAGUAUGCUAUGAAUAAUGUGAGAGGGUUUUAGUCAACUUGGUUGAAAUGAAUUCAGCAGCUAAUGCCCUUUUAGUAGAGGAACUUGUAAAAAGGUAUUCUCUGCCAUUUAAUUAAUCAUUCAAAUACAGUCUAUAUUUUUGGAAAGAUUACCCCCAAAAACCAUUAUACAUUUUCAAACAUAUUAAGUUAUUUACAAUCAAGUGUAAUUGUAGCAUGUUUUAAUUUGCUUGCAUUUUAUAUUAUUUUAAUGUUCUUCAGAAUUGAUGAUUAUUUGCAAUCUCCUUGAAUAAUUCUGCUUUAGAUUUUUUUGUUACAUAAUCUAUAUUGUACACAAAAAACUUCUGAUAAUAAAUUAAUCUAACAUAUUAACUUCUAAACACAUUGUAACCUCACAUUUUUAGGUGCAAUAUUCUUGUUUUUUAUGGAAAGGCAUUUCUUCUUUUUUUUGUUUUACAGAUUUACAAUAGGGCACUCUAAUUUUAGAUCCCUUCGUCAGUUUAUUCUAUCACCGCCUCACAUUCUUAUUAAUAAUUUUUUUUAGAAAGGGACAUGAUGCCAUUAGAGACUUUAUUUUGCAUAAUUUUUUUGAAAAAAAGGUUAACUUUACACAGGCUUCUUAGUGAAGAUAAUGCAGCCUAAGAAGGAAAAUGAAUUAUUUUAUUCUGCAGAGUCAACCUAAUAAUAGAAAUUGUCACAUGACAAACAAUGUCCAGUUUGUACAAUUGAACUUAAAUCUGAAUAUCAUGUUAUAAUUGUUAUUUGUCAAGUUUUAUUCUAUUCAAUGGUGUGUUGUAAUCUUGAUACAGAUGGACAAUUUCUCAUUUCAGAAUCUUAUGCAUUCUGGGUAAUAUUUUCAACAGCUUUCACCAAAAUGAUAUGAUUGGUUUAAAACAACCUGAACAAUUGAAUUGGAAUCAACGAUGUACUAUUAUUAUUUUUUUGAUGUAUCAACAAUGAGAUAACACAUAGUCCUUUAGAUUCUAAAAAGGCCAAUUAUUAUGUGAAAAGAUAAUCUGUAAAUGAUCUUCUUUGUGUUUUAUUAUUGAAAAUAAAAUAUUAAACUUUUUCUUUUAAAGCAAUCUCAUGUUUAAACAUGAAUCUUCAUUCCAGGCAUUUUAUUUACUUAUUUAUUUUUACAGAGUAUAUGGUUGUAACAACAUUCUCAAUGAUCAUUUGUAGUGAUAUGUAUUAUAUGAAUCAUGUUGUUUGGUCAUACAAUGACUAUAUAUUUAUCUGUUAAUGUUUUAUUGAUUAUAUGUAAAUGUAAAUAAACUAUUGUUUAUUUGAA
This is a messenger RNA of Mytilus trossulus (common blue mussel), 6718 nucleotides long. Its product is annotated as TBC1 domain family member 16-like. The transcript is spliced from 12 exons. Gene Ontology annotation, molecular function: GTPase activator activity. The coding region runs from base 258 to 3167 and encodes 969 amino acids. The record is from RefSeq and is a predicted model, not a curated record. Lineage: Eukaryota; Metazoa; Mollusca; Bivalvia; Mytilida; Mytilidae. Gene Ontology annotation, biological process: activation of GTPase activity. Gene Ontology annotation, cellular component: early endosome.